GGGCGUCCCGCUUAUACUAAUUAAAUUAUAUAUUACUAUUUUAGUAAUUAAUUUAAUUUUUAUAAAUAAAAAAUAAACAAAGUUCCCAAACUUUUUUCUUGUAAAGAAAAAUGUCGCAGAACGCUGUUUUAUUUAUUAUGUUGGUCAUACUGAUCACGUCAUCAAACGGCACCCCGCUUAAUUUCAAAAAUGUUGAAAUGCAUCCGAACUGCAGAAAUAGUACAUAUUGCUUUGAACGCGGUGCCGACUAUCCCUCAGCUCUCAUUGAAGAACUAGUCAACAAAACUGAUGUAAUAAAAAUUGAUGGCGCGACCACUGAACAACGCGGGACGACCGACCAUUCUAUAGUAACGCCUUGUGAGCUUAAUUACUCUCUUGAGCCUAUUUAUCAAGUCAAAGACAUAAACAACAAAGUGCGUUACGUCGUGCAAGCCACUCGGUUCCAACAAAUACUCAAAGUUGAAUGGUGCAGGAAUAAAGGCGAAAUAACAGAAGAUAAAGGCGAAUAUCUCAAGAUUGACAAACUGAGAGAAGACUCUUACAGCGCGUAUUGUGUAGAAUCAUAUUCUAACUACAGAUUCUUGGUGCUGGCAGAAGACGGGAAUGGAUUCGAAAGCGUUAAGGCUCUAGGUGUUCCAAUAUGCUGCCGAUGCGAAAUACACCCUAUGGGUAAAAUAAUAAAGUUUUGAAUUCUUGAUAGACAACUUCGGACUUGCCUGAUGUCCAAGAAAUAAAAACCAUUCUACUAUUUU
Amyelois transitella is the source of this 752-nucleotide messenger RNA. RefSeq lists its product as uncharacterized. NCBI's taxonomy places the organism in Eukaryota, Metazoa, Arthropoda, Insecta, Lepidoptera, Pyralidae. Gene Ontology annotation, molecular function: Toll binding; growth factor activity. The transcript is spliced from 6 exons. Bases 111 to 689 code for a protein of 192 amino acids. The record is from RefSeq and is a predicted model, not a curated record. Gene Ontology annotation, cellular component: extracellular region. Gene Ontology annotation, biological process: innate immune response; regulation of Toll signaling pathway; central nervous system formation.